AUGCCAACUACGCGCUCCGCCCAGCGCGCCGAGGACGCAGUGCACGCGCAGUCUCUGGUCCGCUUCAACAGUACGCUCGAAGAGGUCACUCAAACGUCAUCGACGCGUUCGCGCACCACCAAACGGAAGGCGGACGGGUCUCCUGUCAAGGGCACGCCGAAAAGGAGCCGCGCCGGAAACGAGGACGCGGCUGCAUCUCCAAAGAGCAUACUGAAGCCUUCUCCUAGCCCCGGUCCAACCGCACAGCGCGCCAGCCUCGAGCCGGAGGGUGAACUCGUCCCGGCCGUGCUCACGUUCUCGUUCGAGGGCGCCAAGCGACAUCUUAUCUCCGUAGACGGGAGAUUCGCGGAUGUUUUUGCGAAGAUGAAAUGCCGCCCGUUCCAGAAUCUGGAGAGAGUCGAUCCUUUCAGGACGCUCACGCAGUCCAUAUUGGGACAACAGAUAUCUUGGAAGGCUGCGCGCUCCAUCACGUACAAGUUUAUACGGCUAUUCCAUAUGUCCUUGCCAGAGGCGCGACCUGAUGGACCCGAGUCAGUAUUCCAACAAUUCCCGUUCCCGACGGCUCAUCAAGUCGCCACGAUUGAUAUCCCCGCGUUGAGAAGUGCGGGGCUCAGCGGGCGAAAGGCCGAAUACGUGCAAGAUCUGGCGCAGCGUUUCGCGGAUGGGCGGCUGUCUACCAAGAAAUUACUGGAAGCGGACGACGAGGAGCUGGCGCGGAUGUUACUAGAAGUCCGCGGUAUUGGUCGGGUAUUGGACAUGUUUGCCAUGUUCUCGCUACGACGCCCCGAUAUUCUUCCUGUCGGGGACCUCGGCGUUCAGCGCGGGAUGCUUAGGUGGUUCCUAUCGCUGCACUCGCCAUCACACCGUUUCGCCAUCGCGGCCGAUAAGCUUCCCAAACCGCCUGGCGACGAGCAGCAGCAGCAGCAAGAUAGCGCACCCAAGGCGACACCGGGCUCCAAGCGAAAGAGGCCGAGAAAGCCGGCGGAGGGCGACGGCGACGCGACCGUUGAGCAGGCAGCGGCGAACGAAGAGUUGAGCGUACCGCGCGGGUCUUCCCCGGACGGUGAUGCGACCGAUCCCGCGCAGGAGCUGCGUUUGCCUGCCUUGCCUACGCCGUUCACGCCUUCCAUCGAGACGACCCUGAACGCUGGCGGGGGCGACGAGUUGCCCGGCGCCGGUAAGAAGACCAAGCCCGCGCCUCUCCCAGAGGGCUUGUCCGUCGCCGUGCUCAAGAGCAGGCUCGACGGCAAGAAGAAAGUAAAGGGCGCGUUCCUGACGCCUAAAGAGAUGGAAGACCUGACGGAAUCGUGGAAACCGUACCGUAGCCUCGGUGUGUAUUACAUGUGGGCGUUGGCAGAGGAGCCGUCGUCGGAAUGA
This is a messenger RNA of Punctularia strigosozonata HHB-11173 SS5, 1377 nucleotides long. Its product is annotated as DNA glycosylase. Gene Ontology annotation, biological process: base-excision repair, AP site formation; base-excision repair; DNA alkylation repair. Bases 1 to 1377 code for a protein of 458 amino acids. Gene Ontology annotation, cellular component: protein-DNA complex; nucleus. The transcript has 9 exons. Gene Ontology annotation, molecular function: DNA-3-methyladenine glycosylase activity; alkylated DNA binding; DNA-7-methylguanine glycosylase activity. NCBI's taxonomy places the organism in Eukaryota, Fungi, Basidiomycota, Agaricomycetes, Corticiales, Punctulariaceae. The record is from RefSeq and is a predicted model, not a curated record.